Bursaphelenchus xylophilus (pine wood nematode) is the source of this 3258-nucleotide messenger RNA. NCBI's taxonomy places the organism in Eukaryota, Metazoa, Nematoda, Chromadorea, Rhabditida, Aphelenchoididae. The record is from the annotation of a GenBank genome assembly.
AUGGCUCAUUCUGUACCUGGGGAUCACGAGUUGAUCGGAAUGCACUCUGACGAGGAAAUUGUGGUUCAGGAAGCUCAUCGGGAGGAAAAUGCUGGUCUGGAGUGAAUGCACGGUGCAUGACCGGGGACUGACGACGAGAAGUCGGGGAAAUACAAGUGGUGAGACUACUAGAUCUUUGCUCAGGAAUUACUAACUUGAGUCUCCUAGAAUGCAAUAAACCAGAUCGACAAAGAUGACGAAACUUUCUCAAGUUAGUGUCCAAUUGAUGAUCCUCGAGAUAUUUGCUUUUGACGCCCUCCUCGAGUACAGAAGCCUCAAUAUCAACCAAUGACAAUUCUUCAAUAAUUUCGUCCCACUUGAUCAAUUGCUGAUCAAUUAUAUCAAUACGAUCUUGGAAAUACUCCAAAUCUCUAGGAAAAUCUGAAUAUUCCGAAAUAUUGGGAUCGACGAAGUCAUCACGGGGGGUCUCUAGUGCACUAAUCAAUUCAAGGAUAGAAACAAGAGAAGGGAAAUCUCGAAUCAACUGAUUGAGCCUGGUCGUAAUAUUCCGUCUAAUUUGAGUGGAAUUACGAACAACAGGAGAAAUUGGGGGAGAGACGCUCCGGCUAUCAGCUACGGACAGAUCAACUAGUCGAGAGGCGAGCUGGGGUGAAGACGAGAGGUUUCGCGUGGUCGCCAUGUCAAGACCUUGGUAUAAGUCGUGCUGUAGUCCUGCCUGACUCGCCCGCUACACUAGUUGCUCCUACCUAACGCGGAGACUCAACCCAGCAAGAAAAAAGGUGAACUCACGUGUUGACUUCAAGUACACCGCUCUUCACACCAAGGAAACUUCCCAAAAUGAUCACAAAAUAUAUUUAUUCGCCGGAAAAAGUGACCGAAAAGCGGUCGAUCCAUUACAUUUAUAUCAAAAUAUUCGUAUUUAUGCUAAUUCCUGAGAAUUCUUCACGGAAUCGUGACAUCAGUCAGCUCGAAAAAAUUUCAUCCUUUUUUUCCAACUCCCGAAGCGAAAACCUUUCAAAUUUUAUUCAAAUUUCACAAAAAAUCCUUUUUUUCCAAGUCCCGAAGCGAAAACAUCUCAAAUUUUAUUCAAUUUUCACAAAAAAUCCUUCUUAUUAAACUCCCGAAGCGAAAACAUUUCAAAAAAAUUUUUUUCUUUUUUUGGUAAGGGGUAACCUAUCCGUGGAGUAACCUAUCCGGUGGGGUAACCUAUCCGUGGGGUAACCUAUCCGGUGGGGUAACCUAUCCUCCGAGUUAUGUGUUUUUUGGGGUAACCUAUCCGGUGGGUUACCUAUCCUCGGGGUAACCUAUCCUCCCCAAAUCCACGGAUUUGCUACCUCCCAAUUCCGCGCCGUCGCAAAAACGCCGUUUUGCUACCUUCUCUCUCGCGGAGGAAGCGAAAACGCCGAUUCGCGACCGAUUUUUUUCGGAGGUCGCGAAAAGAAGGAUUCGCUACCGAGACCACGUCGCAAAUAGAUCAUUUCGCUACUUUUCGAAAUUGGUAGCGAAUCCAGCAAACAUUCUCGAGCUCGAGAAAAAAUUCUUAUUCCUUCGCUCUUAUUUCACCUAUUUUUUAAUAUUUUUUUUGUUUUUUAGCUAGCAGGACCCAAUCUGUGUGGCAAAGAAGUGACCACAAGAAAUUUUAUUUCUCAGUUUCUCCACUCAAAAGAUGUACCCGUUGUGAAAGUUCAGAAAAGCCCCUCAAAAUACAUUUUGAGUCAAUUGGGAGAAAAAUAUGCCGUUCCAUUAUUUAUUUCCAAUGGAUGGAACGAGACGCUGAUAUGGUUGUUACCAAGUAAGUAUUAAACUCCUCAUGCAGAAGGUUUUAUAUGCUCCUUGCCGGAGAGCUGUCAAAGAAAACGUUUCUGUUACACUGUUGUAAAUUUCGCUUCUGAUUUAUUUUUCCCAGAAAUGUGGCCUUUGUCGAUACAGUGACGGAACUGAUCCAGUGGCAAAGAACGUAUCAUUUUGCAUCCUGGGAAGUAUCAAAAAAUGUAGCAAAAUGCCUACAUCACCAACUAGAAAACUCCGUUUUCGCGCCCUUUCCCUCACAAAAAGAGCAGGCGCGCGUUAGAAAUCUUAGUUUUUUUUACUUAGAAAGGGAGUCAUUUUGCUACAUUUUUGAUACCUCCCGGGUGCAAAAUGGUACGUCUUUUGGCUCAGGUCCGCCACAGUAGAAAAAAAGCAGAAUUUUUGAUGACUAAGCUUUCAGGAAGGUGUCCGGUUUUUAGCAACUAAAAGGCAAAAAAUCUAGUUUUUUUUUCCGCAUACCGCGGGGGUAUUUUCUAUCAUUUGACCUUUGAGCACAUCUACUGUAAAUUGCAAAAGGAAUGCCUUGUUUUGCUUAUGUUUCUAAACGAUUUUCAGACAAUUCUUUGUGCCAUCCAGACGCCAAUUCUACGGAUAUCCUAAUUACCAAUCAAACCCUCGCCUUCAAUUAUAAAUACCAAUCAUUUGCUCGGUUUGAAUAUGACGACAAUGUGUACUCACGAUAUCUAAAAUCAAUUCACAAGAUGGAUGACGUCACUGUGUUCAAUAUUUUGAUGGAUUUCAGAGAGAGUCUCGGUACGGAAAUGUUUAUCAAUUUGGCCGCCGCAGCUGUUCAAACAAAGAGAACGUCGCUGGUUUGGAAGGUCAUCGUGGAUUAUGUUUACGAGAAAUUCGAUGAUGUCAGCAUACCAAAGGUCAGGGCAUUGUCAAAAAUAAGGCAAGAUACGAAAAUCAAAGACACUUCUGUACAUGUUAAAAUAAUUUUAAAACUUUUUUAGCCGUUGAAAAAGCCAAUUCGAAGAUUGGAACGCCACUUUUUAUGGAAGGAGUCCUCAAACUUGGUCAUCAGGUAAAACACGGCGUUAACGUUGCCGAAUUACCCCUAAAACAUUUGUCUAAAUAUUCUAGAAUCUUUUUCAGACAGCUCCAAAAUGAAGUCUCCUCUUUCUUGGUGGACGCUGAAGUCGGCGAAGCCGUUGAAAAAGCAUACAAACUAUUUCAAACCAAUUUUUCUUCUUGUAAAAGCAAUCUUUGGAGCUGUAAUAGGUAACCAAACAAGUCAUGGUACUAUUUUACUACCUUCCAAAAUCUUGUUUCUUCAGGAUUCCAGCCGACCUCCGACCAGCUGUUUAUUGCGCAGCCAUAAAAUCCGAUUCAAAAAAUCUCAAAUUCUUCAAAAACUAUCAAAAAUCACUUUCGCAGAUCUCACUAAUCCCCCAGGCGUUUGAAUCCGAACUCUCAGCCAUUGAUUAUGCCUUUAAUUGUCAAUAA